GCGUAGGUCCCUUGACGAGUCGGCAGAUCUUCCGCUUCAGCGAGGAGGGUUUGGUGAACGCCAGGUUUGACUACAGCUACAACAACUUCAGAGUGACGAGCAUGCAGGCAGUCAUUAAUGAGACACCGCUGCCGAUAGAUCUGUACCGCUACGUCGACGUAUCAGGACGGGUCGAGCAGUUUGGAAAGUUUAGCGUCAUUUUCUAUGACCUCAACCAGGUGAUCACCACUCAUCUGAUGAAGCACACCAAAGUAUUUAACUCCUACGGCCAAGUAGUAGAGGUCCAGUAUGAGAUCCUUAAAUCCAUCGCCUACUGGAUGACCAUCCAGUACGACUCUGCAGGGCGCACCACCACCUGUGACAUUAGGGUUGGCGUGGACAGCAAUGUCACUCGCUACACAUACGAGUACGAUGCCGACAGCCAGCUGCAGAGCGCCGCAGUCAACGAGCGGCCUCAGUGGCGCUAUAGCUACGACCUCAAUGGGAACAUCAACCUACUCAGCCAUGGGACCAGUGCUAGACUAACUCCGCUACGGUACGACCAGAGAGACCGCAUCACACACCUUGGCGAGUUGCAGUAUAGCGUAGACGACGAUGGCUUCCUCCGCCAGCGAGCGAAUGACCUCUUCGACUACAACUCCAACGGCCUGCUGACCCGUGUCUUCAACCGAAUGACUGAGCACACCGUGUGGUACCGGUAUGACGGGCUGGGUCGGCGUGUGGCCACCAAGAGCAGCAAGGGCGAUCAGCUGCAGUUCUUUUAUGCUGACCUGUCACACCCCACCAGGGUCAGCCACUUGUACAACCACAGCAGCAAUCUGAUCAAGUCGCUGUACUACGACCUCCAGGGCCAUCUCAUUGCCAUGGAGCUGAGCAGCGGCGAGGAGUACUACGUCGCCUGCGACAGUGUCGGGAGUCCGAGGGCAGUUUUCUCUAGCAAGGGGCGACUGGUCAAAGAGAUCCUCUACACUCCCUAUGGAGAGGUCUAUCAGGACACCAACCCGGACUUCCAGCUUGUUAUUGGUUUCCAUGGAGGCUUGUAUGAUCCUCUCACACGACUGGUUCAUUUGGGCAGGCGGGAUUACGACACGCUGGCUGGCCGAUGGACUUCACCGAAUCAUGAACUGUGGGGCGAGCUGAGCAGGGAGCCAAAGCCGUUUAACUUGUACGCCUUCAAAAAUAACUGUCCAGUCGGGAGGGUGGAGGAGGUGACGCAGUUUACUACAGACAUUGGUAGCUGGCUGCAGCUCUUUGGGUUCCAGCUUCAUAAUGUUGUCCCAGGCUUCCCAAAGCCUGAGGUGGGCAGGAUGGAACAAACGUAUGAACUAAUGAAGACCCAGACUAAGACCCAGGACUGGGACACCAGCAAGGUGGUGUUGGGGAUCCAGUGUGAGAUGCGGAGGCAGCUGCGGAGCUUCAUUUCUCUGGACAGGUUACCUCUGGUCUCUGAGCCUGUGGGCUCCACCUGCCACAGACCGACACGUCCUCCUCCCUUCGGUUCCAGACCCUCGCUUCUCGGCCCCAGCAUCCGUUUUGCCGUCUCCCACGGCCGGGUCAGCGCUGAAGUCAUCGGCGUAGCCAGCGAGGACAGCCGCAGAGUGGCAGCCAUUUUAAACGGCGCUGUGCACCUGAGCGGGCUGAGCUUCACUGUGCAUGGCUGCGACACCCACCACUUCCUCCAGACACGGCCAAUAGAAGAAGACCUCGCCCCAGGCUUGGGCGUCGGGGGUCGCGUCCUAGAGAAUGGUGUGAAUGUGAGCGUGUCUCAAAUGAGCGCCACAGUGAACGGCAGGACUCGACGCUUCGCUGAUAUCACUCUCCAGCAGGGGGCACUGUGCCUGUGUGUGCGCUAUGGCGGGAACGAGGAGGAGGAGAGGGCGCGGGUGAGGGAGGAGGCGAGGAAGAGGGCGGUGGAGGGGGCGUGGGAGAAGGAGAGGAAGCGGGUGGAUUCAGGGGAUGUGGGGAGCCGGGCUUGGAGCGAGGCGGAGAAGCAGCAGCUGCUGUCCGGCGGACGCGUUCAGGGCUACGACGGCUACUACUCCCUGCCUAUAGAGCAACAGCCGGAGCUGUCCGACUGCCCCUCCAACAUCCACUUUAUGACACUAAGCGAGGUGGGGGGCAGGUAACAGAGACACAGGAGCAGCCCCCCGCCCCACCAAAGACUGCCCGUUUCUACUCUACUCUGAUUUGUUCUACUGUUUCUAUUCUGUAUCAAAAAAAGAGAGAAGACGACGACAAAGAAGAACAAGAAGAGAGCUUGGGGGAAAAGUGAUUUCCAAAUGCCUUUAAUUGUGACAAAAUGAUGGUAUUUUAUUAUUAUUGUCCAGUUUCUCCGAUUUCUAACAGUGGCACAAGCAGUGUGGUUUGGCUGUGGCUUUGCUUUUUGUAUCCCAACUGGCCUGGGACUGACUGACUCGCUGACGGACUCGACUGUCAUUCGCUGUUUCACUGUUCACUGUUCAAACUCACUGAACUGUAGAGAUGAAGACUUUGUAGGAUUGCCAGUGAAUAAUCCUUUUCAUGACUCGAAACCAAGAGCUCACCGGUUGCCAUUUGAGUUCCUACAUGGUUUACCUCGGAAAUACUGUCGUUUACAUAUUGUGUAAGAGAGGCCUUGUCGACUCUGACACUCCCCUUUAGAGAAGGAAACCUGGCGGGUUUUCCACCUCUGGUGUGCUCCAACAGUAGUUUGUAUGAGUGUGUAUACUAAAAUCAAGAAUGUACAUAGCCAGUGCUUUCACACUGAAAAAAAGUGCUCAACUGGAAAUUCUGUUGUUCAUAAGUAAGUGUCGGUAUUGUUAAUCAAUAGGAAAACAGUUACAUUUUUUGCAAAGAAUUAUAAAUGGCUAUAGUAAAUAUUCUCGC
Paralichthys olivaceus (Japanese flounder) is the source of this 2865-nucleotide messenger RNA. NCBI's taxonomy places the organism in Eukaryota, Metazoa, Chordata, Actinopteri, Pleuronectiformes, Paralichthyidae. The record is from RefSeq and is a predicted model, not a curated record.